Cutaneotrichosporon oleaginosum is the source of this 1578-nucleotide messenger RNA. RefSeq lists its product as uncharacterized. Gene Ontology annotation, molecular function: monooxygenase activity; oxidoreductase activity, acting on paired donors, with incorporation or reduction of molecular oxygen; heme binding. The record is from RefSeq and is a predicted model, not a curated record. Lineage: Eukaryota; Fungi; Basidiomycota; Tremellomycetes; Trichosporonales; Trichosporonaceae.
AUGGAGGGCGUGGUCGAGCUCGCGCGGGCUCAUCCGAUUCUCACUCUCUUGUCGCUUGCCACCCUCUUUCCCGCUUUCCUGAUCCUCUGGGCAUACCCGUAUCGCGAGUAUACCUUGCCGUACCGGAAUCUGCCUGGACCAAAGCCGUCGUCAGUGUUCUGGGGUAAUUACAGUGAGAUUCUCAAGGAGCCCACAAAUGCACCACAAACCCGCUGGAUCGCCGACUUCGGCAACGCCUUCCGAUACAGAACCCUGUUCGGCAAACCGCGCAUAUGCCUCGCCGAUCCAGUUGCCAUCGCGCACAUCGCCCAGCACACAUAUGAUUACCACAAAGCUGGGCCGACAGUGUAUGCACUCGAGCUCGUGCUCGGUCGCGGACUCCUCACGGUCGAGGGCGAUGAUCACAGGCGCCAGCGCAAGAUCAUGAGCCCCGCCUUUGGCCUGCCCGCCAUUAAGUCGAUGCACCCCAUAUUCAUGGAAAAGGCGUGGGAGCUACAGCGCAAGCUCAGCGCAAUCCUCGACACUGAGGAAGAGACCUACUGCUCUACGCCAGUGAAGCCGGAAGAUCGCGUGCUCGGCACAAAAAAAGUUGAUAUGAUACCAUAUUGGGGUCAAAUGACGCUCGAUAUUAUCGGCCUCGCGGGCUUCGACUACGACUUCGGGGCACUCGCGGGUCGAAGUACCGACCUCGCGGAUUCGUUCCGUGACCUCUUGAGGGCAGGCAAUAGCCCGGGUAUCCUUGCCAUUCUUGCAGCGGUCAUCCCGCCGCUGCGAGCUUUGCCGAAUAAACUCACCAAUGCCGUGGGGGCAGCCAAGGCUCAGACUGAUCGCGUAGCCCGCGAGAUUGUUCAGCAAAAGAAGGUGCUCGUCGCGGCCGAGCUGGCGACGGGCGAGAAGGACGAAACACUUGGACGUGACCUACUCUCGCGCGUUGUGCGCGCCAACAUGGACCCAGCGCUCCGCCCGGAGCAGAGGUUGACUGACGAAGAGGUCAUCGCGCAGGUGGUGACCUUUAUUAUCGCUGGCCACGAGACAACGGCGACAGCUCUGACGUGGAUGGUAUUCCGUCUUGCGGAGAACUGGCACGUGCAGAAAAGGUUGCGCGACGAGCUGCGCGCGUUCCCGCAUGAUAAUCCGAGCUUUGACGAGCUCAAUGCCCUGCCGUAUCUCGACAAGGUAGUGCACGAAGGACUGCGGCUGGACCCGCCGGUGGCGGGAGGCGUUCGUGUCGCAGCCAAACAUUACAUUAUUCCUCUCGGUCAACCCAUCAGGGGUCGCGACGGCAAGAUGAUCAGUAGUAUUGACGUGCCAGUCGGUACGGAUAUCUUCAUACGCGUGUAUGGCAAUCUCCUGACGUUCUUCAAUGGUGCACGCAAUUGCAUCGGGUACCGGCUGACACUCGCCGAGAUGAAGGCCGCGCUGUUUUGCAUCUUCCGCCACCUCGAAGUGCUGCCUCUGCCUUCCAACCCGGAGAUUCGUCUUAAGGCGCAAAUCGUCAUGCGCCCAUUGGUCGUUGGCGAGGAGGAAGCCGGGUACCAAAUGCCCGUGCUCGUGCGCGCCAUCCCCGAUGAUGAUUGA